Poecilia reticulata (guppy) is the source of this 4457-nucleotide messenger RNA. RefSeq names its product neuronal migration protein doublecortin. Gene Ontology annotation, cellular component: axoneme. Gene Ontology annotation, biological process: retina development in camera-type eye; intracellular signal transduction; photoreceptor cell development. The record is from RefSeq and is a predicted model, not a curated record. NCBI's taxonomy places the organism in Eukaryota, Metazoa, Chordata, Actinopteri, Cyprinodontiformes, Poeciliidae.
UAGGACCCAGUGGAUGCUCCGGAGAGGCAGGCAGCGGGGCUCGGCUCUGAGACUGAAGCAGACAAAGGCAAGCGGAGAGACGGCGUGCCGCUAUCCUGCUGCAUCGACUCGCAACACCCUCACAUCCAGCUCCCCUCCCUCUCACACACACACACACACACACACACACCCUUCCUUCCUUCCUUCACUCCAGCUGCGACGCAGGACUGAUUUUCCCCCCCAACAUCACAUCAUCUACGACCACCGCYGCCAUCAUGGAGCUGGACUUYGGGCAUUUUGACGAGAGGGACAAGACGUCCCGCAACCCGCGGAGUGGGAGGAUGAACGGACUGCCCAGCCCCACGCACAGCGCCCACUGCAGCUUCUACCGCACACGYACCCUGCAGGCUCUCACCAACGAGAAGAAGGCCAAGAAAGUGCGCUUCUACCGCAACGGGGACAGAUACUUCAAGGGCAUUGUGUACGCCGUGGCCAACGACCGGUUUCGGACCUUCGAUUCUCUUCUGGCCGACCUUACGCGCUCCCUCUCUGACCACAUCAAUUUGCCGCAGGGGGUUCGUUUCAUCUUCACCAUUGACGGAUCGCGCAAGAUCGCGUCUCUGGACGAGCUGGAGGAAGGUGAAAGCUACGUUUGCGCAUCUGAGAACUUGUAUAAGAAAGUCGAUUACACAAAGAACGUCAAUCCCAACUGGUCUGUGAACGUCAAGGCCUCCGCCAGCCAGAAGAACAUGCAGUCCCUGGCCGCCAAGGCCGCCGGCGAUCCCAGAGAGGGCAAAGACUUUGUCCGGCCGAAGCUGGUCACGGUGAUGCGCAGCGGCGUGAAGCCCCGCAAAGCCGUCCGUGUCCUCCUCAACAAGAAGACCGCGCACUCUUUCGAGCAGGUGCUGACCGACAUCACGGAGGCCAUCAAGCUCGAAAGCGGAGUGGUCAAGAGGAUCUACACGCUGGAUGGCAAGCAGGUCACCUGCCUUCAAGACUUCUUUGGUGAUGACGAUGUCUUCAUUGCAUGUGGACCAGAGAAAUUUCGCUACGCACAGGAUGACUUUUCACUGGAUGAGAACGAAUGCCGGCUGAUGAAGGGGGCGGCGGCCAAGGCCCAGCGCGGUUCGGUAAAGAGUCCUGGUCCGAUCAAGCGCUGCAAAUCUCCUGCUGACUCCACCAACGGGACCGGCUCCAGCAGCCAAAUCUCCACCCCGAUAUCCAAACAUUCCCCCACCUCCACCCCCACCAGUCCAGGCCUGAACAACAAGCAGAAGGAUCUCUACCUGCCCUUAUCUCUGGAAGAUGAGGACUCUCUGGGAGAAUCGAUGUAACUUCCUUCCUGCAGCCAGCCUUCGUUUUGGCCUGAAACACAGAAGUUUGACACGUCUGCUGCUUUCCACCUUCACUCACAGUGCCACCAGUCGAAGAGAACCGCUCUUUGUCUCUCUCUCUCUCUCUUUUGGGCCUUUGACACCAUUUGCUGCUUGAGAAUAACAAUCGGUUGUUAAACUCAGUCUCGUCAGCUCACUAAUGUUCAGACACGAUAACCACUUGAUCGCUGUUUAUGGAUUUUCAUCAGAAUAAGUAAUUUUAGACAUGUCCACCCGGGGUACACUUUUAAAUUUCCACUCAAGCAGCAAAUGGGGGAAUUUUCAGCCACACGUUGAACAACUUUUUUUUUUAUUCACUUUACAUUUUUGUGACUGUCCUCCUGUCCCUCCGUCCAACCGUUGAAGGUGUGAAUGUUACUGGUUCCUAGUCUGAGGAGGAGGGUCUGUUGAUGAGGGUAUUUCUAAACCUGCUGUGUAAAUACUGUGUACAGCCAUCCGUCCACCAUAACCUCUCUGCUCAGUGUCUGUUGCUGUGCUUCCAUUUUGUCACUACAAUGUUCAACCUUCACUUGACAUGUCACAGGGUCACGGGGUCAAAGUAGACGAAAGAAAUCAAGCGGUGAUGGUUUGGGUUGUUGGGAUUAGAGGGAUUAUCCGUCAGAAAUGUUUUAAAGUAAAUAAAGUAUAAUUUCAGAAAACUGUAAGCACUGAGGCUUCACACAGUGUGCAAUAGAAAUUUAUUGGCAUGAAUUUUGCCCAGUCGGACCGAACGGGAAGAUGUAAAGGCGUCGUCUCCUAUUUCUCUAAAUGUUCAUGCUUCAUCUGCUUUGACCUUUAGACGGUAGGCUAUAAGUGGUUCGUACCCUCCGUGUUUUUCACAAGAUGCAGUGCAUGAUAUUGUAUGAAACUUUUAAGUUUAAAAAGCUGAUUUCUUUGUUUUGUUUUUUUUUGAAGGACCUAAUGGUACAUAAAAACAACCAAAGCAAAAUCAAGUAGGCCCAGAAUGCAGCUUUUAUAUCCUGAGCUGAUUAAUUCCCCUUUAAGCCACUUUAUCACCUCCUUUUUGGUUCGACCGCAACUUGUGGUGAGUUUUAACAAUAAAUGGUGUCCGGCAGAAAUAUCAACAACACUUAGACUUUUUCCAGUUUUUGUCAUGUUGCAGCCACAAACUUGAAUAAUACGUCUUUUGGAACCAAUGACAGGUUUUCUUUCCUCUCCAUUAAGUCCRUCCAUUCCCACAGCCUGAUGCUGCUGCUACCUUGUUUGAUGGUGGUGGUGCCUUCACAGACCAGCUGGGUUAAAAAAGAUUCAAUUACUCAUGGUUAGACUCUAGUUACUAAUUGGAUCACACUUGGAAGCACCUGGUUGCACCRUUUAAUUAGUAGCAUCACUGUACGUUUCUGUAUACACGUUCACGCUGCACUUUUAAGUUUGUAAAAAUGUUAAAUAUCAGCUUGAAACUUGCGGUUUAUAGUUUCCUUUCCCUUCACAAAUAUGCGGUGCGACUUUGUCUUGGCCCAAAAGAAAGAAAAUUUAAAUUUUGUGGUUGCUGCGUGUCAGAAUGCAGAAAGGUUUAAGCAUCAGAACCGCUUUCGACCGGCACCAAAACCGGUGGGGUGGGGGGAAUAAAUCUCAAAGCCAAAGUGUUGUUUUGACCAAGAACAAACAAAACGGGAGGAGAUGUAACGUUUUGAUGGUAGUGAGCACACAUGGAGCUGAUGCAUGUCUCAUUGAAAUAAUAAAUCCUCUUCAUCUAAGGCAGGCCGUUGCAUUACGGCGCUAAGGCAGUAGUGGGAUUUCUCCUCUUUUUGCAUGGCUCGGCAUAGUUCAGGGAUCGUGGGAGGGUGGUGAAAAUAUGUUUGUCUAAAUUUCAUGUGUGGGCUUAAAAGUUUUAUAAAGCUUAUUAAUUUAUAUUAAAGGUACCUGUGCAGGAUUCCUCAUUUCCUUAGUUUAAACUUGCUCCGAACAAGUUUUUCCACGCUUCUGUGUGCAAUUUUGUAUCUCCAUAUUUCUCUUUCUGUCGUUGCGACUUCUUACGGCGCGCCCACUCUAAGGUGGAGAUGGGAGUUUUACUUGGCAGGGAAUCAAGCCUGAGACGUCUCUGAAUCGAAUGACUGAAGCACAAAAGCAGGGAACCACUAAUUCAUUUACGACAACAGAUUUUUACCGGCCGGCCUCUCAAAACGAUUAACCACCCAUUCUCAAUAGUCAUAAAAUGCUGCACAUGUAGCAUCUUUUCGAUUAAGUACUAUGCAUUUGGAUUCAACAGUUGCUGACAUUAUUCUCUUUGGUAGAAAUUGCCUUUUUAUUAAAAUAAGAAGUGUGAUUAGAAAGGAGCCUAAAGUGAGCUUUUUUUUAUUUUUAAUUUUUUUCCAUUGUGAUGAAUCGUCUGUCUGGAAGUCCUGUCUUUAGAUGUGACGCUGCGUCCGCCUGCUUGAUGAUCUUUGGUCGAUGUUUUUUUCUCGUCAGCCUCAACGCUGAACACAAGCCAUCACAAUCUGGUGCUGUGACUCCACCUUUCUCCAGCAGGGAGCGCUGUUAUGCCAGCACAACAACUAAAAUCAGCAGCAGGGGGCGCGUCCCUUUGACUCCUAUUUUAUACCAAUAAAAGGAAAAACACAAAAAGAAUAAAAACAAUUUCCUAUUGCUUCUGUUAAACCUCACGCGCUAAUGUUCUAGUUUCCUUACAACUUUUUACAUCUCAACAUAUUUAAGCAGAAAAUGUUUGUCUUGAAUGAAGCGGCUGCCACCAUUGAAGAUGACUGGUGUGAUUUAUCACCAUCAGUGGUGCCUUUCUUUUUUCUUUUCUAGAUAAAUGUCUUUUGAUAAAAACAAUAAAUGGAACGCAAGAAGGCUUGUUCUUUAGCAGCUAUUUGUAAUAMAUUUUUUUAAAUGUCUUAAACGAAGAGGCCUCCUAUCACACUUUGUUUUGUAGAGAUACAGGACACUUUGCCAUGGUGUAAAUACACUUCUUUCCUCUUCUUUCAUAAUGUAUGCCUUUCGGAUCAAAUUACUUUCUUUCUCUCUCUCUAAAAUUGACACUGUUGUUUUUAGUGGUAUUUUGCAAUGUUACCGUGGCUUGUUUCAGUGCUUCAUUCAAUGUAUUAACUGGUAUCCUUUUGCAAAUAAAACAUUGGUAUUUCA